ACAUGAAAAAAGGAUGAUCCUUUCUGUGAUAGUUGUGUGUCCGCCCAAUUCGUCUGUGCGUUGAACCUCUGUUCUUAUACCUUAAAAUUUACGCUCAUCUUGUUCACACAGCACUGAGCAUUGUCCAUUCGAUUCCCUCGUCCACACGAUCCAUGGCUAUAGCCAUUUGGCCCUAGAUACCGUUUGUCUCCAUCACUAUCAUGUCAAACGAUCUUUUGCUACGUCUCUUCAACUCUAGCUAUUUUAAUGUCUGGCUCGCUGUAUCGUAUCUUUACCGGUAUGCGGACAAUAGCGGCAUUCAGCAUUACCUGUGCAACGAAUUGCGCAAGUUUCCUUUGAGCGAAAUCGAAUACUACCUUCCUCAGCUCCUCCAUUUCCUGAUGGUGCAACCGGAUCAUUCGGCGGCUAUUGAAGCAUUACUCGUUGAUCUUGGAAUGCAGUCGCGCCAUGUCGCCGUCAUGUGCCUGUGGUAUCUUCAAGCGUAUUUGACCGAUCUCUCAUCGAAUCCGUCCGAUCCCGCUUUUCAGCUUUGCAAACGCGCCUUAAAUACAUGCCACUUGAUAAUUUUCGAUGAUGCGGAAGAGACCGAUGACCGAGCGUCGAUGCCCUAUCCGACGUUACCAAGAGUGUCGGGAGCGGUGGCAGGGAUAGGGGCUGUACUGGCCGGUAUAGGACAAAAUCUGGCUUCGUUGCCCAUUGCCAACUCGGCCAAAGCCAUGAAAGCGGCUCGACAACGUGAUUCGCUACACAGCACCUCAUCCAGUCGACACAAACCAUCGUUGUACUCGGCCAAAGAAUCACCCAGCUUACCCAACUUGGUAGAUCGCGGGUUACUAGGCGAUCAUUUUUCAUCCGCCUUUCUUUCCCAACCGGAUCUCCCGAGGACAAAGACACAAGUAGUGCAUCACACAACGGCAAGGUCAAAAUCGUUGCGGAUAGCUCACGGAAAGCAUGGUUCAAGGAUAACAAGGCCGGGGUUGACAUCGUCCGUGACAAUCGACCCAUUGUCAGGGUCCAACGCCUCUCGACUCAGCAACGAAUUAAAAUACCCACAUUUAUCAUCCCCCGGUUCUGAUUCGGGGAUCUCUUUACCGAUCAAUCCAGCUCCUGUGUACUUGACCCGGAUUCCUUCAUCGACUAGUUCCAUCAGCAGCAGUCGGAGUGAAGAUCCCUUUGACGAUGACGACAGUUUCUACGGGACCGAAAGGAAAUCUCCAAGCAAAGAAUCGACCGUUGAUCUGACGCGUCAGCGGCAGUUACUUCAAUCCAGCUAUUUCCAAUCCGAGAUCCAAUUUGUUCUUGCCCUAGUGAAUAUUACCACGCGUCUCCUCAACCUACCUAAAUCGGCCCGCAUGACAUCGCUACGAGCGGAAUUGACCCUGUUAAACCACAAUCUCCCUGCCGAUAUAUGUAUACCCCUAUGGUGUCAUGCAACGACAAAACACCCACAUCAUCACCGCAUUGUUCGCAUCCAGGCUUCGGAAGCCGUGGUACUGAAUUCGGCUGAAAGAGCUCCAUAUAUGGUGUUACUGGAAGUAUUGGAGGGCGAUGGCAGCAUAGAAGAAACCUCCUCAAAAGACGACGCGGACACCGCCGCAUCAAGCAAACAGGAAGCAGUUGGCAAUGUAACUCAUUCACUUUCGGAAAGCAUUGAUUUAGGCGACUGCAGUCCUGCGCAAUCCCCCUUGUUCUUAUCAGCGUCGGCUGGCACCGAAUCGCAAAAGAGCUACACGCCGAAUGGUACGUCACCCCUGACGCCUGAGGUGAUGGAUCAUACCAACGAUCACGCUGAACGGAUGCAUAUGGCGGCUAUUAUGCUGAGUCAGUUGCAAACGACUGGCACUGGCGAUAUGGCCGGGCCACGAACUCGUCCUGAAAAUGAAGCCAUCCGUGAACGCAUCAUGCAACAAAUGCAACUUUUGGAACAAGCUCGCAUGGAUAAAAUUAGGUCAGGGCAUUUCAACAGAGACGUGGAAGAAGAACAAUGGAACAAGGAUGACCUCGCGAAAAAGAUGAUGCAAGCAUCCGAAAAAAGUAAACCCAUCACGGAUAAAGAAGAUCCUAGUGCCGCUGUUUUCAAAGAAGAUUGGCAAGCGAAAAAGGCGAGAGUCCAGGCCGCGUCACCGUACGGACACUUGCCUCACUGGCAGCUGAUCUCGGUGAUUGUAAAGAGUGGAUCGGAUUUAAGGCAAGAACAAUUUGCUGUGCAAAUCAUCCGCGAAAUGCAGAGAAUUUGGAAAGAAAAUCACAUCAACGUGUGGGUGAAAUAUUUCCGUAUCCUUGUCACUUCGAACCAAUCGGGAUUGGUCGAAACGAUUCGUAACACAAUGUCUAUCCACUCUAUAAAAAAGGACGCCUACUCUCGUAUGAAAAGUGGUAAAGCGUGCGUUUUCACAUUGGCAGAUUACUAUCAUCAGCGUUGGGGCCCUUUGGAUUCACCCACGUUUUGCGAAGCGCAAGAUGCAUUUAUGCGUAGUCUGGCGGGUUAUUCUGUGAUUUGCUACCUUUUACAAAUCAAAGACAGACACAACGGAAAUCUUUUGAUUGAUGAUGCGGGUCACAUUAUUCAUAUCGACUUUGGUUUCAUGCUAUCGAAUUCGCCUGGUUCUGUUGGUUUUGAAAUGGCGCCAUUCAAGCUAUCUCAAGAAUUCAUUGCCAUUUUGGGCGGUGUGCAAGGGAAAAAGUUUGCUGAAUACAAGGCACUGAUGAAAACGGCUUUCUUGACGUUGCGGAAACACAGCGAAAGUAUUCUAUUGUUGGUGGAUCUCAUGUCUCGUCAUUCGAACAUGCCGUGCUUUCAAAUGGGCGAACAAACCGUACAACAGCUCCGCGACCGAUUUCAACCGCAUCUCACCGAAAGUCAAGUGGAAGAGUUUGUGGACAAACUCAUCACAACGAGCUGUGGUAACAUCUUUACGCGACUCUAUGAUACUUAUCAAUACUAUUCUCAGGGAAUAUUGUAAAAUACAUAAAAAGUCGAUCAAAUAAGAUCAAGUUAAACACCAACAGUGCUAACGAACCCUCUUGAACCAUUUUCUUUUUAAAAAAAAUUGGUGAGGUGUUAGUUAUGGACCUCUGUUUUCAUCAUUUCGACUUUUUAUGUUUGUACUUUUUUUUUUCUCCCUCUUUUUUUUCACGCGUUUGAAUGAAUGAUGGAAAAAACGACAUGGAGGAAAUCCACAGUCAUCCGCGAAAAAGAUAAACAUUUUCUCAGACAUUCCCUCAGCAUAUUAACGUCACAGUACAAUGUCAGUUAGGCCUUUUGUUUUCUGGGACAUUCCAACCAAUUGUCUAUCCUUUUAUCAAGCAGAUAAAAAAGAAAAAGAAAGCGAAAAAAAGGAACACGCACAGAAGGAAAGAAGGCGGUGAUAUGGCUGGGAAUAUUUAUCGGAAAAAAAAAACCGCACAGGCGAGAGGC
Messenger RNA from Radiomyces spectabilis, 3418 nucleotides. RefSeq names its product kinase-like domain-containing protein. Gene Ontology annotation, molecular function: 1-phosphatidylinositol 4-kinase activity. NCBI's taxonomy places the organism in Eukaryota, Fungi, Mucoromycota, Mucoromycetes, Mucorales, Radiomycetaceae. The record is from RefSeq and is a predicted model, not a curated record. The transcript has 11 exons. Gene Ontology annotation, cellular component: membrane; cytoplasm. Bases 201 to 2963 code for a protein of 920 amino acids. Gene Ontology annotation, biological process: phosphatidylinositol-mediated signaling; phosphatidylinositol phosphate biosynthetic process.